Messenger RNA from Hemiscyllium ocellatum (epaulette shark), 1665 nucleotides. RefSeq names its product membrane-anchored junction protein. The transcript has 10 exons. Bases 1 to 804 code for a protein of 267 amino acids. The record is from RefSeq and is a predicted model, not a curated record. Gene Ontology annotation, cellular component: nuclear inner membrane. Lineage: Eukaryota; Metazoa; Chordata; Chondrichthyes; Orectolobiformes; Hemiscylliidae. Gene Ontology annotation, molecular function: DNA binding. Gene Ontology annotation, biological process: meiotic attachment of telomere to nuclear envelope; homologous chromosome pairing at meiosis.
AUGCCGCUGAAAGCAUUCACCUAUCCGCUACCCGCGACCAGGUUUGUCCAUGCAGGAAGGACCGUCUACAAACUGAAGAUGCGUUACAGCUACCACAUCAAGGAGGACAUGGGGAUUGACAGAGAGCAAGUCAGGCAAGAAUUGGAGGAUGCUAUCCGUGCAGUACUUGGAAAUCUGGACAGGUUAAAACCAUUUACCACAGAGCACUUCACCAUCUUCCCAUAUAAAAAUGAAUGGGAAAGAUUUUCAGAACUUCAGUUUAAACAAGGUGACAAAAUCCUCAUCUCUUACCCGUACGUCUGUACCUUGUAUAUUGAAUUAAGGUCAGAUCCCCAGCAUUCGUUAGCAGCUGCAAAUGAAUGCCAUUUCGCUGAUUGUCGUCCUGUAGAAAAGCUGACGGAAAAGACGGCAGCAUUCCCAGGAACAAAAGACGCCAGUGAGGAGAAACCAGAGAGAUCACAUUUACGGUCGAACAGGAAAAGGAGUAAAAAUACCCUGAUGAAAAGCAUCAAUAAAGAAAACCUGGUCGGCUCUGGGACAAUGAGGGAAAAGCAGAGGAAGAAACGAGCAAAGACAUCUACCCAAGCAAAAUGUGAAACCACCCUGCAGCCUGGCUCAUGGGGUUCAGGUCAGCCUGGAAUCGCAGCACACAGCAGGAAUGAAGAUGGCGUGAAGGAACAAACCACCUCAGAUCAGAAACUGGGAUGUGAUGCACCACAGGCAGCCGCAGGAGGAAUGCUUCAAUUUUUACUCAGUGCUUUGUUUCCAUUCCAUUUGCUAUUUGCCAGGAGGCAGUCGAAAUAGCAGCUUCAGUCUGUCUCUCGAACGAUUAAGUCAGCGAGUAGCGACUUGCUAUCACACUCAGGAUUCCACGAUUCGCUGUGGCAUUGAAAGUGUUCAUUGUUCGACAAGAUGUUUACUGCUGUCAUAAGUUCUGCUCAGUAUGUUUGGAAAUGUAAUAACUGUGGUUUAAAGUUGUUAAGUGGGAUUGCCAGCAGCCUUGGGUCAUGUUUUAUUACUCUCUGACUGUCAAACAUGUUUGAUGUUGAAGGUGCAGGGUGCACUCCAGCAGGUUAUUUCAAUGUCACCAUCUCACAGCCAAGUUCCAUCUUAGUAUGGACCUAUCCAAUUCCCCCAGUGCUUCACUCUCACCAGGGGGCAGAAGGUUGGCUGAUUUAUUAAUCAACCUCUCUUACUAUCUCUGACAUAAGGGGCUGAAUUCCCACCCAACCACCAGUCUCUCGGUCCCUGUGACCCUUGGGGAAGGCAGCCUGGCUCCUGCCUACUUUAGCUCUCUCUCUCUCUCUCUCUCUCUCUUUCUGUGACACUGGAAACUGGAGACUGACUAAAUUCUAUCCCUUCCCCCAACCUCCCGGUCCUGCUGCAUCUGUCCCUGACUAUCCCCCUCUCUCUGUGACCCAGCAACACAGGGGAGCAGGACCCUGACUUUAACCAAGCCUCACGCUCCCUCUCCCCUUAUCACCGAAGCGUCCUGAGGCUAUUUCAACUGUUGACCUAGCAAACCUGCCAUAGGUCAGUAGGUGCCGUGGAUCAGAGGGGAUCGAACCCAUGACCUUUCCCAACUUGAAGCUCCAGUUAUUGUGCAGACAAGGUUGUCAUGUUGCAUUCAGGUUAUCACAGGCCAGAGGGACUGAGUAUCCAAAA